Messenger RNA from Lynx canadensis (Canada lynx), 2651 nucleotides. RefSeq names its product zinc finger protein 285 (gene ZNF285). Gene Ontology annotation, biological process: regulation of DNA-templated transcription. The transcript has 4 exons. The record is from RefSeq and is a predicted model, not a curated record. Lineage: Eukaryota; Metazoa; Chordata; Mammalia; Carnivora; Felidae. The annotation marks the transcript as partial.
CUAGGAUGCAGUUCUGCAUUCUCAGGAUCCCACUCUUUCCAAGAGGAAGACAGUCCGGUUAAGUUCCGGGAAACUGAGACCUUCAAGGAUGUGGCUGUGGUCUUCACUGAGGAAGAGUUGGUGCUAUUGGACAAGGCCCAGAUACACCUGUACCAGGACGUGAUGCUGGAGAACUUUAGGAACAUUGUCUCAGUGGGAGACAGGAUUAAAGACAACAUUUCACAUCUUCAGGGAAAAGGGUUAAGUUAUCUCUCGCCAGAAGGGCUCUACUGCUGGCCGAUUUGGAAACAAAGGAUCAGUGAAUUAACUGGGGGUCAGGAGUGUAUCAUGACUGUUCAAGGAAAUUGUCCCCAGUAUUUAGAAGGAGAUGUUUUCCUCUCUGAAGAAUGGGCGGGAGUGUCUCUUCAGAUUUCUGGAAGUGAGAACUAUGUAAUAAAGGCCAUUAAUUUAGAAAAUCAAGAUGGCACAGCGUGGAAAGGCCCGACACAAGUCCUUACACCCGAGUCUUGGAAGGAAGCCCGCAUGACUGAGCGCCAGAAUUCUCAAGGACAAUAUGAGAAAAUUCACGUGGAACAGACACUGUAUGGAUGCGCUCAGGGUGAUGACCACAUCAGUCAGACAUCACGGGAUCAUGAUGAUUCCCAGGAAUGUAAAGAAGAAGAUCCCUGUAGAUACACUGACUGUGGGAAGCACUUGGCAGUGAAGUAAACAGUCCAUAACGUAGUCCCUGUGGUACCACAACCUGUCGAAUGUAAUCACUAUGAGGUGGGACACAUAGAUGUUGCAGACCCUCUUGUCCAUCCCAGCACUCAUGUAGGAGAACAGUCUUGUAGAUGGGACCAGUGUGGAAAGGACUUCAGUCAGAGCUCAGAUCUUACUGUUCAUUAUAAAACUCAUUCAGAGGACAAAGCUUAUGAAUAUCAAAAGUGGGCUGAGGGCUGCAAGCAGAGCGCAGACCCUCCCAGAUACCAGAAGGGCCCCUCGGGAGACAAACCCUAUAAAUGUCCCGAAUGUGGCAAGGUCUUUGGGCGCAACUCCUCUUUUCACAACCAUCACCGAGUCCACACGGGGGAGAUGCCCUACAGAUGUGAUGCGUGUGGGAAGGGGUUCGGAUUUAGGUCCCUUCUUUGUAUUCAUCAGGGAGUGCACACAGGGGAAAAGCCCUACAAAUGUGAGGCGUGUGGGAAGGGCUUUGAUCAGAGCUCCAAUCUUCUUGUCCACCAGAGGGUCCACACUGGCGAGAAGCCCUACAAAUGCAGUGAGUGUGGCAAAUGCUUCAGUUCAAGCUCUGUUCUUCAAGUCCACCGGAGGCUGCACACAGGGGAGAAGCCUUACCGGCGUGGCGAGUGUGGAAAGGGCUUCAGCCAAAGCACACACCUUCACAUUCACCAGAGAGUCCACACAGGGGAGAAGCCCUACACAUGCAUCGUGUGCAGAAAGGCUUUUGCCUACCGUUCAGUUCUUCACACUCAUCAGAGAGUUCACACAGGAGAAAAGCCUUAUACAUGUGACGUGUGCGGUAAGGGCUUCAGUUACAGCUCAUAUUUUCACUUACAUCAAAGAGAUCAUACCAGAGAGAAACCGUAUAGAUGUGAUGAGUGUGGUAAAGGCUUCAGUCGGAAUUCAGAUCUUCAAGUGCAUCUCAGAGUCCACACAGGAGAGAGGCCCUAUAAGUGUAAGGAAUGUGGUAAGGGCUUCAGUCGUAACUCAUACCUUCUUGCUCACCAGAGAGUGCAUACGGAUGAGAUACACUAUGUGUAUCGUGAGGAUGGCCAGGGCUUUCGUUACAGCUCGGACCAUCUUACUCAUCAAAGACUGCACAAGAGGACGGAAACAUUCCCAAUGUAGUUAGUCAGGGUUCAAUCAGGAAACCAAGAAAGUCCAUGCACUGAAGGUGAUAGAGGCUUACUCGGCCAUUGGGAGGGCUGGGGCAGCAAAGGGCAAGGACACUGUCACCCAUGAUGUCCUGAGGCACGGAAGCAGGGGUUCAUAAGAGCAUUCCAGAAAACUACUCUGGAUCUCAACAAUGUCUACAAGACUCCCAUCAACUGUCGCAUGCUACAGUGGCAAAGUAAGUGAUAACUGACAGACAGUUUGUGGCAAUGACAAUAAUUAGAGAUCAGAUUUCCAUGAGUGGAUAUGCCCAGGAAGGAAAUUAUAAUUGAGAUGAGUACACUGAGGCUUUCAGGCCAGCCAAAAUCUGUAGAUUUUUUAAAGAGUGUACCUGCUAGAAAGAUACUCAAAAUGAGUGCUCAGAAAUGAAACCCAUGUUAUUGUUAUUCGUGUGGUGAGAAUAUUAGUCCACAUUCUCAGGUUUCCAAACCCAUAAGGUUUUCUACACAGAGAGGGGCUCUCUAGAAGUGAUAUUUUAUGGGCAUGGCUGUGUGUUCACCUUGCUGGCUCCAUUUCUUGGUCACGUAAAGACUUCAUUUCCCAGAAACCCUUGCAGUUGAGAGCUCGUCCAUGUGAUACAGUUCCAAGCAACAGAGUACGAGCAAAAGUGAUGUAAGCUACUUCCAGGCCUGACCCUUACAGACAUCUUGUGAUGUCCUCCAGGCAUCUUUCCUAGAAAUGUUUCCUAGAGGCUGUUCCAGGCUGGAUUGGUGGAAGGUGGCUAUCUGAUCUGUGUUAGACCUUUUUUUUUUUUUUUU